AUGAAGGACCAGAAGCAGGAGGCCUACUGGCAGGAGACAGGUCGAUGGGGGGGCUACGAGGAGAGCUUUGACCCUCAGGCUGGAGUGUGGACAUCCUCUAACAUCUCCUACCUCACCUUCAAGAGCCUCAUCCAGCUCCGACACACCUUGAACACAGGUGUGACGAUCUUUGACUGUGAAGAGCGGACUCUGGCCAGCAUAGCUGAGAAGAUGGUUAACGAGAUGGUAAACAAAAAGGAAAUCAGACCUGGAGACCGUGAAGGACUGCUUAACUCUCUCCUUCCAAACCGAAGCCAAUCAGACCCAGAAAGACAAGCUCUGUCUGACGGGCUGGACCUGCAUAAGUUUUCAGUCAAGGAAAGGAGGGAAGAAUCUGACCGGGUUGAGGCCUCUAUGGUGCUCGUAGGAGCGCUGGACUUUCUAGAAAGGCCCACAGUUGUGUUUGUGCGUCUGAAGGAGGCAACGGUGCUUGACUCUGCAUUGGAGACCCCAGUUCCUGUACGCUUUGUGUUUGUCCUGGUCGGCCCUAGCAAGUCUGACAUGGACUACCAUGAGACUGGCCGUGCUAUGGCAGCGCUAAUGGCUGACAAAGUGUUCAACCAGGCAGCGUUACAGGCAAAGAGCGCCCGGGAGCUCACGGAUGCUGUGGUCGACUUCAUGGACUGCAGCAUCGUAAUCCCGCCUACUGAGAUCCAGAAUGAAGCCAUGCUUUCAUCGAUUAUCAGCUUUCAGAAGAAACUGCUUCAGGAAAGAUUCCAGUCCUCUAAAUCGUCUGUCCAUCUGGACUCCAAGCAACGCAAGGUUUCCAUUUCUUCAGGGCCUCCUCCUGAAGACCCCCUGUGCCGCACAGGGCGACCAUUUGGUGGAAUGAUUAAAGACAUAAAGAGGCGUUACCAGUAUUACAAGAGUGACAUCACAGAUGCUCUCAAUGCACAGGUCCUUGCUGCCAUCAUUUUCAUCUACUUUGCAGCCUUGUCUCCUGCCGUCACCUUCGGAGGACUGCUCGCUGAUAAGGUUGACAACAUGAUGGGCGUUCCAGAGCUCCUCAUAUCCACCAGCAUUCAGGGAAUUAUCUUCUGCUUCAUUGCUGCUCAGCCUGUCCUGGUCAUUGGCUUCUCUGGUCCUCUGUUGGUGUUUGAGGAGGCCUUUUUUGCUUUCUGUAAGUCCCAGGGCAUUGAAUAUAUUGUGGGCAGAGUAUGGGUUGGAGUGUGGCUGGUCAUUAUUGUGGUCAUCAUAGUGGCCUUCGAGGGCAGCUUCCUGGUGCGUUUCAUCUCCCGCUUCACCCAGGAAAUCUUCUCCAUCCUCAUAUCCCUCAUCUUCAUCUAUGAAACCUUUGCCAAGCUAGGCAGGACCUUCAAGGCCCAUCCGCUGAUACUAAAUUACGAUCAUCUGAAUACAACUAUAGAAAAUCCAUGGCACCCAAGGGUGGAGGAGACAGUGAUUUAUGACAAUGCUACUGGCAACACAACCAUUAUUGUCAACACUAUUAAGCUGCCUUACCCCAACACAGCCCUGCUCUCCAUGUGCCUCAUGUUAGGCUGCUUCUUCAUCGCUUUCUUCCUGCGACAGUUCAAGAACGGCACUUUCCUUCCUGGAAAUGUUAGACGUUUGCUUGGUGACUUCGGUGUGCCUAUUUCCAUUUUCCUCAUGGUUGUUGUGGAUUACAACAUAGACGAUACCUACACCCAGAAAUUGGUGGUUCCCAAAGGUCUGAUGGUGUCCAACCCAGCUAAAAGAGGCUGGAUUAUCAACCCCUUUGGAGAACACCAAACUUUCCCUGUGUGGUUGAUGUUUGCAUGCUGUGUCCCAGCCAUGCUCGUCUUCAUUCUGAUCUUCCUGGAGUCUCAGAUCACCACGCUGAUUGUUAGUAAACCUGAGAGGAAGAUGGUUAAAGGCUCUGGGUUCCACUUUGACCUGCUGGUUUUAGUUGGCAUGGGAGGGCUGAGUGCAAUAUUUGGGGUACCGUGGUUAAGUGCUGCCACUGUGCGAUCCGUCACUCAUGCUAACGCCCUCACAGUGAUGAGCAAAGGACCAAAACCUGUGAUUGAGAAGGUGAUGGAGCAGCGGAUCAGUGGCAUUGUGGUUGCCUUGCUGGUUGGUCUAUCCAUUCUCAUGGAGCCGAUUUUAAAGAUGAUCCCGAUGUCCGCCUUGUUUGGGAUUUUUCUCUACAUGGGAGUUACAUCACUCAACGGCAUCCAGCUGUGGGAUCGAAUACUGCUCCUGCUUAUCCCCAAGAAAUAUCAUCCUGAUGAGCCCUACGCCACCAGAGUGAGCACAGGACGGAUGCACUUGUUCACAGCCAUCCAGAUUGCGUGCCUUGCAAUAUUAUGGAUUGUUAAAUCCAGUCCAGUAUCCCUCGCACUUCCUUUCAUACUCAUCCUCACCAUUCCCCUACGCAUGUGUAUGACUGGGCAUCUCUUCACAGAACUUGAAAUGAAAUGUUUGGAUGCUGAUGAUGCCAAAGUGACAUUUGAGGAGGAGCCAGGGCAGGAUGUAUACUGUGAAUCCCAGAUGCCAUUGUAG
This is a messenger RNA of Labrus bergylta (ballan wrasse), 2523 nucleotides long. The record is from RefSeq and is a predicted model, not a curated record. NCBI's taxonomy places the organism in Eukaryota, Metazoa, Chordata, Actinopteri, Labriformes, Labridae.